This is a messenger RNA of Rotaria sordida, 3980 nucleotides long. NCBI's taxonomy places the organism in Eukaryota, Metazoa, Rotifera, Eurotatoria, Philodinida, Philodinidae. The record is from the annotation of a GenBank genome assembly.
AUGGGUGAAAAAGCAGCAACGAGUGAGGUGAUCAAUCAACUUGUCGGUACACUUGGCGACGAGGAUACCUAUGUCAGAAAUAGUGCAUGUGAUGCUCUCGGUGAUAUGGGUGAAAAAGCAGCAACGAGUGAGGUGAUCAAUCGACUUGUCAGUGCACUUGGCGACGAGAAUUCCGAUGUCAGAAGUGGUGCAUGUUAUGCUCUCGGUAAGGUGGGUGAAAAAGCAGCAACGAGUGAGGUGAUCAAUCGACUUGUCAGUGCACUUGACGACGAGGGCUCCAAUGUCAGAAAUAGUGCAUGUUAUGUUCUGGGUAAGAUGGGUGAAAAAGCAGCAACGAAUGAGGUGAUCAAUCGACUUGUCAGUGCACUUGGCGACGAGAAUUCCGAUGUCAGAAGUGGUGCAUGUUAUGCUCUCGGUAAGAUGGGUGAAAAAGCAGCAACGAAUGAGGUGAUCAAUCGACUUGUCAGUGCACUUGACGACGAGAAUUCCUAUGUCAGAAAUAGUGCAUGUGAUGCUCUCGGUGAUAUGGGUGAAAAAGCAGCAAUGAGUGAGGUGAUCAAUCGACUUGUCAGUGCACCUGACGACGAGAAUUCCGAUGUCAGAAGUGGUGCAUGUUAUGCUCUCGAUAAGAUGGGUGAAAAAGCAGCAACGAGUGAGGUGAUCAAUCGACUUGUCAGUGCACUUGACGACGAGGGCUCCGAUGUCAGAAUUAGUGCAUGUCAUGCUCUCGGUCAGAUGGGUGAAAAAGCAGCAACGAGUGAGGUGAUCAAUCGACUUGUGAGUGCACUUGACGAUCCGGAUUCCGAUGUCAGAAGUAGUGCAUGUUACUAUCUCGGUAAGAUGGGUGAAAAAGCAGCAACGAGUGAGGUGAUCAAUCAACUUGUGAGGGCACUUGACGAUGAGAAUUUCAGUGUCAGAAAUAGUGCAUGUAUGGCUCUCGAUGAUAUAGGUAAAAAAGCAGCAACGAAUGAGGUGAUCAAUCGACUUGUCAGUGUACUUGGUGACGAGUAUUCCUAUGUCAGAUAUAGUGCAUGUCAUGCUAUCGGUAAGAUGGGUGAAAAAGCAGCAACGAGUGAGGUGAUCAAUCGACUUGUGAGGGCACUUGACGACGAGAAUUCCGAUGUCAGAAGUAGUGCAUGUUAUACUCUCGGUGAGAUGGGUGAAAAAGCAGCAAUGAGUGAGGUGAUCAAUGAACUUGUGAGGGCACUUGACGACGAAUAUUCCGAUGUCAGAAGUAGUGCAUGUGAUGCUAUUCGUAAGAUGGGUGAAAAGGCAGCAAAGAGUGAGGUAAUCAAUCGACUUGUGAGUGCACUUGGCGACGAGAAUUCCGAUGUCAGAAGUAGUGCAUGUUAUACUCUCGGUGAGAUGGGGGAAAAAGCAGCAACGAGUGAGGUGAUCAAUAGACUUGCGAGUGCACUUGACGACAAGGAUUUGUGGGUCCGACGUAGUGCAUGUGAUGCUAUCAGUAAGAUGGGUGAAAAAGCAGCAAUGAAUGAGGUGAUUGAUCGACUUCUCAGUGCAGUGAAACAUGAUUGGUUUGCCACUAAAAACUUCUACUCGAAGGAUAAUGUGUUAAACUAUCUCUCUGUGCUUUCUGCAUUAGCAGUGUUUCGUGGUGAGGAAGUCGCAGCUGCUGCUGCUGUAGUGACUUUUAGGAGAUGUAUUGAGACGAGAUCGAUCUCACCUGAACGACUUCUGAAAGUCUAUAUGGGUACAGCAGAUCCAAUAUGGCUACCUGGCGUUAUUUAUGCCUUCGUUUUCAAUGAAGCUGCAGUCACUGUCUUUGGAAAUAAAAUAUGGGUUUAUGAGAGAGAAGGAGUUACGCAGAUACCCAUUAGUAAUCAGCAAUUGCUUGUUGAACUUCAGAAAGGUUUUGCUGAGGAGAUGGGCUAUGUUGAUCUUAAAAUUAACAAAGACUAGAAUUGAUCGAGAUAGCGGAAGUUAUAUGAUGGUACAUAACGCUUCAUUGAAGAUGCAUAGAUGGGGAUUUGUGAUACAUCAGUUGAGAGUGCAAGUGUUAAUCGUAAUAUCAAUCAUUUAUUUACUAGGUGCUUUUAGAUAUUCGUAGAGUUAGAAUCUAGAAUUCAGUUAUUUUUUUGCAUACAACUCAUAUGCAAGUUAACUUAUUCCUUUGGUUAGUUACUUGUUUUCUUUAAUUUCUUAGUCAGACCAUUGUAGUCUGUAUACUUGACCAUGCGAUCUCGAUUUUAUCGUCAUUCAGAAUCGAGCGAGAGAAGCAUUUCUUAAUCAUGAUUUGAUAAUGACAAAUCUAUCUAAGUGUGGACUGAAUAGUAAAAUAGUGAGAGCACUUUGUAUACACAAAAAUAUCACACAUCCGAUGAUUAUACAUUUUGAUGAAGGAUCUCCGAAUAUAAUUGACUCAUGGUUUUAUUAUGCAGGAUGCAUGUUAUCAUGUGCUCACUAGAUAGUGACAACAUUCCUCAGAUCCGAAUAUCACAACAAUUAUGUUGAAUGCUUUAUAGUCCUGUUUCUUCAUCAGAAAAUGAAAAGCUAUGUAUUAAGAGGAAAAUGAAAAGCGAUCAUAGCUUUUUAGAUGCAACUAUUCUUUUGUGUCUAGUUGCUUCUGAACAAGUCGUUUUGUUUUAUGUGUUCGUUCGUUUUUCAUAUUUUGACUCUUUUUUGUGCCGAAAUGUGUUGAUCGUUAUAGUAGUGUUACUCUCUCAACAUGUAUAGUUAAGACUCUGUUGUGAAGAACUAUAUUUCGUUUGCAUUUUCUUUUUCAUUUGUUUUGUUUUGCCCAUGUUUUAUUUGUGUAUAAAAAGAUUGAAUAAAUGCUGUAGAUUUUUCAUAUAUGAUCCUCCUAGAUAGUUUCUUCUUUAGAAAUACUUCUGAUAAUGUAAUGUUCCAUACUCAUAGAAUGAUUGAAUCUUAGUCUUGAGCAAAAAACAAAACUAGAACAAAUUCUUAUUCAAGUAGUGGAUGAACGUACAGAUCUUGCUCGUAAUCAAUACCAAUCGAAACAAAAAGAGGUAAACGAAGUAAACAACACAUUUCUGACAUUCUCUUCGACAUAUUGAUUUAUGAGUUGUCAUUGAUAUUGUUUUCUCUCGGAAUGUUCAAUCUGUCUUUUCAUUAGAUUUUUUUAAUGUUUCAACCAACUAUGAUCACUCAAUCUUACUGAUGAGCUCACUACUUGCUUAUGUCAUAUUAUAGAAUAUUUUUGAAUCUGCGUUGUAUGUGUUUCUGUAAUCGGUCACAGCUUCAUUCUACUUACUUUGAUAUGUUGUGAUAAAACAAGAGUUGCUCUAUGGUCGUAGAUCGUCGAUUUACAGUUGUAUAGCAGGUGAGUGAUCAAUCAAUUCAUCUUCGUCCUUAUUCGCAUCUUGUUAUUCGAUAUUUUCAUUUGUCCAUCACAACUAGUACUGAAAUAAUUUCUUUAAUACUGAAAGCUAUCCAAAUAUAUAGAUCUUUUUCAUCAGUAUUUCAUUUAUAUUCGUUCUAUGGAUUAGAAUUUUACCAGAUAUUGCUUUGAUAUUAUUAAUUAACAUAUAAGAUUUAGUUGUUUUUUUGGGACCACUUCAUUUCUCAGUUGAAUCAAAUUGAUUUCCAACAAGUUUCGCUACCUAAUCAACCAAAAUAUGCACAGUGAUGAACAUGAAAACUCAGAUGAUCAAUCGUUCGAUGAAUUCAUUAUAGAAAACCUCUGUCGUGGCAUUUUUCAAAUUGUUUCAUCAAAUCACAAACUAGAAUCGCUGACGAAUAUCAUAAUCUAAUAUCUGUCAGAGAAAAAUCAGUUCUCUUUCGAUGAUUCAAUUGAUUAUGGUAGAAAAUCAUUUCGUAAAGAUGAUUGCUUAGUCAUUUUUCAACAUCAUUCUCAAACUUAGUCAAUUUGACGACGAUUUUUCACAAGGAUUAAUAUCAAUUUUUAAAUCAUUAUUUGUAAAAAAAAAAGUGAGAAUUUUUCAGCAAUAUUCAGCUUAUUGCUUGAUUUCCAAGUUUCAUUCAAUCACAAUUUUCUU